AUGGAUAUUGAACCAUUUUGUGCAAAUAAACUGCAUGAUAUUCACACGGAACGUAACGCGACCCGUACUGAUUUGUCCAAAUGUAAGCUCACGCAAUUGGGUACCGAUUACAUGGGUUCGAUCACGACAACUGCUGGAGGAAUUCGAUGUCAGAUGUGGGAUUCGGAGAAACCUCUUCAUCAGGUUCACUCUUACUAUCCCGUCACGAUGUUUUCUCGGCUAUGUCUGAUCCAUAAAUUUUUACGGCCAACACUCAUCGUCAGCAAAUCCAUUACUGAUAAAGACUUUCCAGAAGGAUCUUUACGACUUGUUAGAAACUAUUGUAGAAAUCCAACCAAAGAUCCUAAAGGUCCUUGGUGUUAUACAAUGGACCCAAAUCUGAUUGACGACGAAUGCGAAGUGCCUCUGUGUAAUUUUGGAGGUGAAAAUUCAGGAUUUUAUCUGAUUUUGUUAUAUCUGAGCACUAUACCAAAGUAUCGCUUUCAACUUGGUGAUUCAUUUCAAUUAAUGCCGUAUUCAUUUCUUUUAAUCAUAUUUAUAGAAUGUAGAAUAUCAGGAACAGGUUCCGAGUACGGUGGAACUCGAGAGACGUCUUCCUCUGGUAGAAAGUGUAAUUCUUGGGACAAGCGUUUGAAAUUGGCCGUUAAUAAGACAGAAAAAUUCUCCAGCAAUCACUUCUCAGAUCUGUCCCGAAACAAGGCCAAAAACUUCUGUAGAAAUCCGGAUAGUAGCGCAGGUGGUCCAUGGUGCUACGUUGAUUCAGAAAGUUAUGACAUUGUAGAGAAAGAAUACUGCAGCGUUCCAUUCUGCGAUGACAAAGAUUGUCUGGUUUAUACUAAAAAUGCUUCGACGUACUCAAUUCUGACAAGCUUGAACAGCGCUUUUGGCAAUAUAACGUUCUUGGUCAAGCUUUGGGAUCCCGGUGAUGAGCAAAUAGGCCAGGCAAGAUUACUAUUGACUAAUCUACAAGUGCCGUCUUCAGCUGAGAUGAUCGCCCAGAAAUGGGGAGCAGGUGUCGAAAUUCUGAUAUCAAAUUCUGGAAGUGGGCAAAAAUAUCCACGCACUGAUGAGGAGAUAGAUUUUGAAGAGACUCCCAAUAUUCUCACUGGCACCAAAUGGACAACUCUCUGGGUUACUUGGGGUGGCGGUUUCAUCUCUGUUGGGCGUUCUGGUUCAUCGAAGCCUAUUUUCUUAGACGAAUUUAGACAGAAGAACACGAUAUCGAGCAUGUAUCCAGAAAGUUUUUUCCAGUAUGGUAUAACGGGCACGGGCAUUUUAUGGAGUAUGCCAUUCUGCGAAGCAACAUGUGAGGUUCAUACUACUUUUGGACUUGAGUUCCUAAGAAUUUGGCCCUUGUUGCAAAGUAACAGCAGUCAUGAUCUGCAAUUUCAAAUCAGAGCUAGUCACGGGGCAAUGAUACAACUGACGCAGACUCCCGCUGUUCCAUUCCCACGUUUUUUGGUAGUUUUGGGACAGUCUGGUUCUACUCUUCUCCUGUAUCAAGAAAAGGAAACUUCAACGAAAAAAAUUUUAUUGGACAUCGAAACUAAACAAAUCCUCAAUUUUUGGGCCUGGCAUGAAUUCACAAUUAGCAUUUUUGGUAUGGCAAUACAAAUGUUUUGGCAUCGGGAUUAUGGUAGAGAAAAAGUUUUCUCGAUUCAAGACGACGCCAUUCAGACUGUGAGGUGGUUCAGUAUUGGAAGUGAGAAUACCAUAGCAUAUUGGACACUUUUUUGUACUCCAACAGCAGAGAAUGCGGUCGAAGCUCCGUGGUUUCCAAAUUGCAUUUCUAAUUCAGCAGAUUCAAGAUAUGAAGGAUCCCAGUGGAUGGCUGAAGGCGAAGUUCCAUGCGUUCCGUGGAUAUUUGACAAGGUUCGUUUUCUUCUGCAAUUUAUCCCUAAAGAAGAUAGAGAAGAUGACCAUUUUAUCGAUGGAUCUGCACUGAAAGCACUAAAUAAAUGCAGGAAUCCCACAAAUGAUCCUGAAGGACCUUAUUGUUAUACACUACAGGAUUUGCAAAGCUCCGUUGAAAAACAGUACUGCUCCAUCAGAAAAUGUAGAUCUUCUGAAUGUCGAAUGGCUGGUACAGCCAAUGACUAUAUAGGAGUCAUGUCUGUAACCCGUUCCGGUCGUAAGUGCGCUAGGUGGUGGACAGGAUACAACCAGACAAAUGUUACGACUAAAAAAACACCCAGCUUCAAAUCUCUGAUGGUCAAAGCACUGACUAGUCUGAAAUUCAAGAGAGAGAAUGCGUUGGAAUAUAAAUUACCUGAUACGAUAAACGAACCUUGGGAUAAGAUUGGUCUUCGCUCUGGAUUGCCCAAGGAUUUUGACUUUGGGCACACACCACGACGAGUUGCCCGAAGUUAUAAACAGUCGGAAGUGGACAAACUUGUUACACCUCACGGACUUUCCAUAAAUUCAGACAGACACGGUACUCUGAAAUCAGUUGGAGAUGGUGAUUGGCUUCAGUCAAAUUCAAGCACUAGGCAGUUAUUAGCUAGAUAUAAUUUGUUUAACUUAAAUCGAAGGCUACUUCAAGAGCAAGAAACUUUAAAAAAGGUUAAUCUGCAUCCAAUAUUCAAUCCAUAUCAAGCAAUUCAGGAAAUAACCACCGAAUUAAAUGGAAAAGACGAAUUUUUCAAUAUGGCCCGAGAGACCGUUCCACAGGAAAACAUCUCAAGAACGACUUCGGAGAGUUCUAAUUCGAUAUCGACAAAUCCACCAUACGGUGAAACAUCGGAAGACAUCACAAUUUUUACAACUUCAAGCCCACAAUCAAAAACUGGUAGCACGGAGAAACCAUUCAGGUCACGUGAUCAUACGAAACCGAUUCAUCCAGUUGAUCCACUUUACCUAAACGACACGCUAUAUCCUGAGCAAAGUGUUAAAAGUGCAAUUAACUUCUGUCGAAAUCCUUCGCGUAAUAUAGCUGGCGCAUGGUGCUACACAACAGACCCGGAAGUACCACAAGAUCUCUGUAACGUCAGAGACUGUGAGCAGCCUGAAGAAUGCAUUUUCCUCGUUAGAGGUCACGGUAGUGGUAGACGUCUGUACGUCUUACCGGAUUAUCGUUCGGAAGGGCUUCAAUUUUCUCUCAAAGAAUGGGAACCCGAUCGUCCGGACUCGAUAACUUUUACGAUAUUAAGUGAAGACGAUGUGAAGUCCCGUUUUAUUCUGAAAGUUGGUGCCAUGAAAAAUGAGAAAGUACUCUUAUACUAUGAAACCGAAGGGAAGGAAAUGAAAUUAGUGAAAGAAAAGACGUUACCUCAUCUUUUAUACCUUGGAAAGUGGACUGGGUUCGUAAUUCGUAUGGAACGUGGCGGAGUAAAACUCUACUAUGAAGGUGCCCCGUUUCCAUUGUUUGAAUGGGAAGACCCGGAGCCUGCCAAAGCGUUCCUACCCGUUUAUUAUCACUACAGUAGUGAAAAAGGCAACACUAUCGGAGUUGCCUUCAAGUGUAACACAAGUAUAACCACCAUGUACAUAGAAUGUCACAUAGAAGAGACUACCACGGAUCGAUUCACGAGAAUACUGCCAAUUUCUAUUUGGGAGACUGAGGAAACGCCAAGUCCUCACAGACUGGUACUUAUGGUUCGAGGACAGGGAGUCAUACUGCUCCCUUUGUUGAUGCUGCCUACUAUGCCUGUGUACUACGCAUUGACUAUUGGUGAAAAGGGACGAUGGGUGUUUUUUAUGAAAAAUAAGCUUCCCGUCGUUCACGUACUUCACAAGCAAAAUGCAAAGGGACCAUUGUUCAAUUCCAAUACUUGGACCAAUUUGACGGUAGAGUGGAUCAGUUACAUGGGCCGCAAAUUGUAUACCAACAGGCACGUUCAUUUAUCAUUUUAUAAGCACGAUUGUAAGAAUCUACCACAGAAAUGCUCUUUUUACUCUACGUCCAAGUCUUCUGGUUAUCUUAUUCUCAUCUCUGCCAUUUCAGACAUCGACGGAUCUCCGGUGGAUGGUGGAUGGUCAGAAUGGGGCCCUUGGAGGUGCAGCGUUACUUGCAAUGGCGGGAUAGGCGUAAGAAAACGGAUAUGUAACGACCCUGAGCCGAACAUAAGGGGUCAGCCAUGUUUAGGACCGAGUACGUCAAGUGGCCGGUGCAACAUGAACAAAUGUGACGAUGUAACGGACGUCACCCUCGAAUUGGUAAAGAGAAAAAUCCGAACCCAGCAUACAUCAUUGAUCGUGAAGGAAGGUGAUGGUGUGAAGCUUUUAGCCGAUCCUGAUAUCGUUUCGGCAUUGAGAAAUGAAACGCCAAAGUCUGACAUCAAUUGGUCCCGCAAUGGAAUUUUUCUGGAAGAAGAAGAGGAUAGAAUCAAACUCGAAGAUACUGCAGUAUCUAUAUCUUACACAAUUGUGAAUGACUCGGGUGUAUACACGCAAACUUUGCACCGAUUGGAUGACUCUCACCUUAUUUUUAAAAUCAUUACGCUAGCGGUUAUUCCCGUCGUGAAUGAAAUUGUAACUCGAGAAACUUUAUCCUUUUCUAUGACUUGCCACUGCGUUGUUCUUGGAUACGUUUAUUCGGAUCUUAAAAUAUCUUGGAAGUUGAAUGGCCAAGUGUUUAAAGAUUAUGGAGUAUCAACCCCUGUUGCAGUAAAUGUAGAUCAUGUUCGUAAAGUCAACACGUCCCAUCGCGGAGAAUGGAGAUGCGAAGUUGAACAAAAGGACUUGAAUUUCAAGUGGACUACCAACGUGGUAAAAGUUCGAGUAUUGGGUCCUCCUAAUUGGCGCACUCAUUUGAUGGAGGAUGAGCUAACACGUCCGAUAUUCGGUUGGAUGCCGAACGAAAGUUUCGUCGCAUUCUCAGCAUUUCUAUUGACAUUUUUAAUAAUUGCGGCCAUAAUUGCGUCGACGAUUUGGUAUUUAAGGUAUUUUAAUACGUUUUCUGGAGAAUUGAACUGUAUAAUUAUUUAUAAUCGAUCGAAAUUCAACCGUAUUCUAACACACAGAUUUCGUGAAAGCCUCAAGUACAAAGAGCCACAGACAGAAAAGCUAAUUGGUAAUGAAGAAUCAGAAAGUGAAAAUCUAAUCGACGAUAAAAAACGGUGAAGCAAGGCGGUUCAGGGGCGAAGAAAAGUGCAGGAAAACGAUCGGCACAAAAAAGAUUUUCUGCCCUCUGCUGCAACGUCGCAUGACCAUAAUCUACGAUGUGCCGCUUGUCGUGCGUGUCUUAUAAGUUAUUUAUAACUGCAGUUGUAAUUAUAUGAGCGAUUUCCGAUCACGCAGCGGCAAAAAUAGAACUCGAUACGGCCGUAUUCGAUUUGUUUAUUUUUAAAAAAAGGAAAAAUAGUCACACC
This is a messenger RNA of Diprion similis, 5309 nucleotides long. RefSeq lists its product as uncharacterized. The transcript is spliced from 23 exons. The record is from RefSeq and is a predicted model, not a curated record. NCBI's taxonomy places the organism in Eukaryota, Metazoa, Arthropoda, Insecta, Hymenoptera, Diprionidae. Bases 1 to 5061 code for a protein of 1686 amino acids.